AUCAAUCACGGAUGUAGAGCAUGGCAUCAAUAGCUCUAGCUUGAUUCAAAACAACCACGAUAGGAAAGCAAAGCACGAUUCAUUUUGUUUUAAUAACUUUUGAUGUGGCUUCGUGGCUCUUAAGUGAACGUUGAAAUUAGAAUUUCAACGUUCUGUAAAUUAAAUAUUUAUUUCAUAUAGAAAUUCCCGCUGUUGGAGUUUGUCAGAGUCAGAAGAAGGGCUACUUUAGUACGUACAAACAAACAACGUAGCGGUUGCCGUGAUAGACGUGACGCACGCGUGUGGCUGCUGCCUGCGGCGUGCUCCGGAUAAGGACCUGAUGACGCCGUACACACAUCUCGGCAUAACGGAGAUAUAUGCCGACAUGAUCAAAGGGUGCUUUGACAUAAAUCUGGUAGUGGGCGCCUCGGGCUCGUGCGGAAUCUGCUCGGCGUGCGUGGGCCGCCUGCGAGACGCGUGCGCCUUUAAGCUGCAAGUGCAGCGCAGCCAGACGGAGCUGCAGGCGCGGCUGCAGGGAGAGAGCGUGGAAGGUGAAGAAUCUGCAGUUGAGCCAGAAUAUCCAGAAAUGCAGUAUGAAGAUGGGAUCAGUGAGUCUGUAUCAGUGUGUUCGGAUGGCAGCGCCGCCCGCGCCAGGGCACAGCUCGCGAUAGGUUGUUUCGUGGUGCUCGAGCGCCUCCGCGACGACGCGACUGUUCGCAGUGGAGGCAAACCAUACAUAUGCGAACACUGUAACGAAAGUUUCAGGAACAAGUCUAUUUUAAGAAAACACAUUGAACACACUCACUUAUCGACCGGAAAAAAAACAUUUGCUUGUGAUUUUUGUAGUUCUAUGUUUCAAACCCCAUUGCUUGUAAUUGAACACGAGAAAAGUGAACAUGGUGUUACAAAUUUCAUGUGUGCUGAAUGUGAGUAUGCAACAAGUUCCAAGAAAACUUUAGAGACUCAUUUAAAGAGUCACACUUUGGGGAAUAACUUUAAUUGUAGUCACUGUGAUUUCAAAUGCAGCGUUGAAUCAAACCUGCGACGUCAUCAAAAGACGCACAGUCGGAGACACCUCACUGGAAAACAGCCUUUUAAAUGUAGUCAAUGCGACUACAAGUGCAGAACUGGGUAUUUGUUACAAAUUCACGAAAGGAUACACACUGGCGAGAAACGCACGCACGCAAAUCGCAAAUUCAGUGACAAAUCAUCUUUAAAAACACUGAUACAUACUGGGGCGAGGCCAUUGAAAUGUAGCUAUUGCGACUACAGGUGUGGGCAUGCAGGCAGCUUGCUAAGACACCAGAGGACACACACUGGAGAGAAGCCGUACGCAUGUAGUCAUUGCGACUACAAGUGCAGUGAUAAGUCAAGCUUAGGCAGACACGAAAGGAUACAUACUGGCGAAAAGCCUUUUCAGUGUAGCUACUGUGAUUAUACAUGCACGCAAAAUUCAAACUUACGAAAACACGUGAUGACACAUACUAAGGCAAAGCCAUUUAAAUGUAGCGAUUGCGACUAUAGGUGUCAGCAGGUAGGAAACUUGCUAAGACACCAGAUGAUACACACCGGAGAGAAGCCGUACACAUGUAGACAUUGCGACUACAAGUGUAAUCAGACAGACAGCCUACGGUCGCACCUAAUAAGGAUCCACAAUGACAAGAUGCCUUUUCAGUGUAUCCAGUGUAAUUACAAAUGCAGUCUGAAAUUAGAGCUAAAAAAACACCUUAUGAUACAUGAUGGGGCAAAGCCAACAAAAUGUAGCGAUUGCGACUAUAGGUGUGGGCAGGCAGGAAACUUGCUAAGACACCAGAGGAUACACACCGGAGAGAAGCCGUAAACAUGUAGACAUUGCGACUACAAGUGUAAUCAGACAGACAGCCUACGGUCGCACCUAAUAAGGAUCCACAACGACAAGAUGCCUUUUCAGUGUAUCCAGUGUAAUUACAAAUGCAGUCAGAAAUUAGUGCUAAAAAAACACCUGAGGACACAUGAUGGGGCGAAACCAUAAAUGUAGCUAUUACGACUACAAAUGCAGUCAGAAAUCUCAUUUAAAAAGACACCAGACGAUGAAUACUACGGCGAAGCCAAACAAUGUGGUGUUUGCCACUACUAGUGUCGUCAGGCUGUAGUGCGUAAUCACGAAAAGAUAUAUUCAGGAGAAUAACGGUAUAAAUGGAGUCAUUGCAACUACAGGGAGAAAAGAUACUUAGGAUCCAGAGAUUACAUAGUAAGGAGAAGCCCCAUACCCACAUCCCACUGUAAGUACGCAAGUCAACGCAUUAUAAAAUCACCUAAGAACAAAACGUUUUUUUUAAGGCGGUUCCCUGAGCCAGAAGGCUAAAAAUCUCUCAUAAUUUUCUAAGAGACGUUGAUAUUUGUAGACAUGGAAAAAAUAUAUGUAGUUCUUGAU
Messenger RNA from Cydia strobilella, 2392 nucleotides. RefSeq names its product zinc finger protein OZF-like. NCBI's taxonomy places the organism in Eukaryota, Metazoa, Arthropoda, Insecta, Lepidoptera, Tortricidae. Gene Ontology annotation, cellular component: nucleus. The coding region runs from base 320 to 1819 and encodes 499 amino acids. The transcript has 4 exons. Gene Ontology annotation, molecular function: zinc ion binding. The record is from RefSeq and is a predicted model, not a curated record.